AUGAUUGCACCAACGACAGUCUUCCCCCUACCGAAAGCCGCCUGGAUAGCAGAGCUAUCCAGGAGGCCCCAAUGCUAUGGCUUCGCGUUACUCCGUCGAAAGAGUGACGUCGCGAUCAUGUAUCGUGACAAUCACGUUCUGAGCUAUCGGGGCUGCCGGCCCUUCUUCUCCGCGAUUAAGGCAACCAAGUGUGGCAGAGCCAUAUACUCGAUCCAUGAUGGGGAGAGUUAUCGAUUAAGCGCAUCCUCGAAAUGUUUCGUCUAUGGGGUUAGCAGCAGCCGAUGCCUUCGUCAAACGGACUUCGAUGUCGAGGAGGACGCCCUCGUCAAUGGGGCGGAAGUGUUCGUGAGCGGGACGCUCUACCGAACGAUUGUCCCAACCGCUGAAUCGACUACUAUCCUCAAAUUCUUGGACUGCGAGUCUAAAUCUGCUCGUCUGAAUACAGUGCGUGUGAGAGUAUUAGCGCUGACUAUCCACAUGGCCACUGGUCGGUUACCAGUCCAUCCAGCUUUGGUUGUCAUAUCCGUGAAGACGAAGUGGACGCGCGACGGGAAGAUCUGA
Messenger RNA from Necator americanus (New World hookworm), 561 nucleotides. RefSeq lists its product as uncharacterized. The transcript has a single exon. Lineage: Eukaryota; Metazoa; Nematoda; Chromadorea; Rhabditida; Ancylostomatidae. The record is from RefSeq and is a predicted model, not a curated record. Bases 1 to 561 code for a protein of 186 amino acids.